UUAGGUGCUGAGGAACAUAUGCAGAAGGAGCUGUUUGGCUCAUGUACUGCGGUGCCAUCUGGAUAGCUGCUGUGGGAAACAGAAUGCUGGACCACUGGGUAGACCCUUCAUAGAGUCAUGGAACCACAGAAUAUUAUCACCAGCCACAUUCCGAUGAAAUGGAAGAGGUUUCCAAUAGAUAUGGACCAUUUCACCUCAUGGCUAAGCCAGUCCUCCUCUGAGCGGCGACAUGCAUGGGCCAGGCAGAACUGCGUGUGGCACAGCACAGCUGCAGAAGAGGAGGUACGCCACGCCUUGCCAGAGCUGCAGACCCCAUUCUUGGAGAACAGUUUUUUGGAAGGGAACUCAUCGAAUAAGAUCGAGAGCUGGCUGGAGGAAUGCAGCUCUUCAGUGGAGCCUUUCCCAGAAGGCAUUGCUGCUCCUGCUGCCUCUGGGUCCUGCAGCAGCAGAACCAGCUUUGAAGAUGAUCUCACCCUGGGAGCAGAAGGUAAAGGUAUCUCAGAGGUGCUGGACCUCUGUGAGGUUGAUGCUGAGACCAUCCUCUGCAACCUGGGCUUCAUGCAGGAGGAGAUGGAGGCUGCAUCUUGGAUCCCAGCUCGGUUCUUCGCUGUCCCAUCCCAGGCUCAGGGCAUUGAUUUCCAGCUUCUCCUGAGAUCCCAGGUGCAACGGAUUGAGAUGGAGGACCCUUGCCUGAUGUUGGCCUCCCGGUUCAGGCAAGUGCAGACUCUGGCUGCAAUGGCUGAUGCUUUCUUCUGCCUCUAUUCGUAUGUGUCUAAGACACCCGUGCAGAAGAUUUCACCUGUCCACUUCUUCUGGGCCUUGUCAGAAAUUCCUGAUUCCUGGAACAUUCCCUGUGAACCCCAAGCUUCAUCUCCUUUCCAGCGCCUGCGAAGAGCUGUUUCUAGGAUGUGCUUGUACACCUCACCCCGAGAAGGAGAGAGCCCUCUGACGUCUAAUGUGCAAGCUCCCAGGAGUCGCCUGGAACAGAUUGUCUCAGAAGUGAUGAAUAAGGCUCGCAAAGAUAGACUUUGCUUUGACAUGGAGGAGGAGGAGGAGGAGGAGGAGGAGAAAGAUGAGGGGGCAGCUCCCACAGGGCCAACUGGGGACCCCUUCUGCCAAAGCAGAAUAGGAAGUGUCUUCUCAAAGUCCACCGCAGUGGAGGUCACCCCUCUGGCUUCUUGUUUCUGCUGGGAUGCUGCAUCUCAUUCCAGGGGAAACACUAGCCCCAUCUUACCCUGGCUUCCACCCUGCUCAGGUGAGGCAAGCCUGGAGGGUCCAGACCAUUAUGGACAGUGUUCCCCACCAGUGGCCUCAUCUCUUGAUGAUAGCAGUGAAGAAGAGUUGUGUGGUGACUGGCUGAAAGGAGACACUUAGGCAGCUUUGGUGGAGAGAAAAUAGUGAAGAGUGAGCAAUGAGCAGAUCCAAGCCACUUCUUGAUGAUGAACUCUGCAGCAAGACACUGUGCCAUCUCUUAGACCUGGAUCUGGGCUAUGAGAAUAAAUUUCCGUGGCCUACCUUA
This is a messenger RNA of Varanus komodoensis (Komodo dragon), 1519 nucleotides long. It is a transcript of the gene TESPA1, whose product is annotated as thymocyte expressed, positive selection associated 1. The transcript has 7 exons. The record is from RefSeq and is a predicted model, not a curated record. NCBI's taxonomy places the organism in Eukaryota, Metazoa, Chordata, Lepidosauria, Squamata, Varanidae. Bases 118 to 1374 code for a protein of 418 amino acids. Gene Ontology annotation, molecular function: signaling receptor binding.